CUUCUCGCUCUACCACCGCUUCUCUUGACUCCCAAAACCCUAGAAUUUACUCCUCAGCCCAAAACCCUAGGGACGAGCUCCUCGGGUCGGGUGGUUUCGACCCGAUUGGCUAUCUUAUGACCCAUUUAGCGUCUCGAAGGGCUAGUGGUAUCAACUUCGAGUUCGUGAUUGAAGGGGGUAAUGGGGGUAGCGGGUUAGGGUUACCGGCGAACAUAGGGGACUAUUUUAUUGGGCCACAUUUUGAAGAAUUGAUCCAACAAUUAGCGGAAAAUGACCCGAACCGCUAUGGGACCCCACCCGCAUCGAAAUCAGCUGUUGAGGGUCUGCCCAGUAUUAAAGUUAAUGAGGAAUUGCUUAAAUCUGAGCUGGCACAGUGUGCUGUGUGUAAGGAUGAUUUUGAGCUAGGGUUAGAUGUGAAACAGCUGCCAUGUAAGCAUGUUUAUCAUGAGGGUUGUAUUCUCCCGUGGCUUGAGUUGCAUAAUUCGUGCCCUGUUUGUCGAUACGAGUUGCCAACGGAUGAUCCUGAUUAUGAGAAUAGGGGAAGGGAUAAUGCAGGUGGUGGGGAGUCGAGUGGUGGGGGCGGCAGUGGUGGUUCGGGUUCUGGAGGAAGUGGUGGGGCAAUAGGAGGAAGGUUUACUACUAUAGCGUUGCAAUGGCCUUGGGGGAACUUUGAAGGAUCAGAGUCUCGUGGUGGACAGCAGAACAGGGAGUCGAAUUAGGUUAAAGGGUACUUGGCUUCCUUCCUUGCAGCGUGUAUCAUGCAUGACAAAGUUGGAGGAGUUUUUGGCUAGAUAACGAGAAACUGCUAAAGCCCUACAAAGCUAAAGGGUUUGAUUUCAUCUCUUAACGUAGAUACAGGGUCUACAUAAUUUUAGAUAGUAAUACAAGGUUUUUGUCUGAACAGUUUGUGUCAAUGUCCAAAGUUCUCUUUUGUGCGCCAUCAAUCGUGAAUAUUGUGGAUUGCGUUGAUCUCAGAUCUUUGUAUUGAUUGACCUCUGUGCUGCUAGUUGAUGAAUUUCUUUGCUACAUAUAUUUCGUUCAGCAUAGGCCUAUAAUGCUAGUGGGUUUGUUAUGUUUUUGUGGAUUUGACAUUCAAAUGCAUAGGGCUUAAUAUCAUUAAUGCUAUGCUCCUGAAUUGAAUCUUGUCAAAU
This is a messenger RNA of Nicotiana tabacum (common tobacco), 1151 nucleotides long. RefSeq names its product E3 ubiquitin-protein ligase RING1-like. Gene Ontology annotation, molecular function: ubiquitin protein ligase activity. The record is from RefSeq and is a predicted model, not a curated record. Gene Ontology annotation, biological process: protein ubiquitination. Gene Ontology annotation, cellular component: cytoplasm. NCBI's taxonomy places the organism in Eukaryota, Viridiplantae, Streptophyta, Magnoliopsida, Solanales, Solanaceae.